Molecule: messenger RNA, 442 nt
Organism: Malurus melanocephalus (red-backed fairy wren)
Lineage: Eukaryota; Metazoa; Chordata; Aves; Passeriformes; Maluridae
Product: serine/threonine-protein kinase 10-like
Exons: 2
Biological process (GO): protein phosphorylation
Molecular function (GO): protein kinase activity; ATP binding
Source: RefSeq, a predicted model, not a curated record
UGUGCGCGGCUGGAGGCGGCCCCGGUCCCGCCUCGCCGCUCCCCGGGCGCGCAGCGGCUCCGUCCUGCCGGGGCCGGAGCGGGCGGCGGCGGCUCCGCAGCUCCCGGGGCCGCACUCCGGGAUGGCUUUCGCCAAUUUCCGCCGCAUCCUGCGCCUCUCCGCCUUCGAGAAGCGCCGCUCCAAGGAAUACGAGCACGUCCGCCGCGAUUUGGACCCCGGCGAGGUGUGGGAGGUGGUGGGCGAGCUGGGAGAUGGAGCCUUCGGCAAAGUCUACAAGGCCAAGAACAAGGAAACGGGCGCCUUGGCAGCUGCCAAAGUCAUCGAGACCAAGAGCGAGGAUGAGCUGGAGGAUUACAUGGUGGAGAUCGAGAUCCUGGCCACUUGUGACCACCCGCACAUCGUGCGGCUGCUGGGAGCCUUCUACUGGGACAGCAAGCUCUGG